This is a messenger RNA of Pogonomyrmex barbatus (red harvester ant), 2003 nucleotides long. RefSeq names its product cytoplasmic dynein 2 intermediate chain 2. Gene Ontology annotation, cellular component: ciliary plasm; cytoplasmic dynein complex. Gene Ontology annotation, molecular function: dynein light chain binding; dynein heavy chain binding. Lineage: Eukaryota; Metazoa; Arthropoda; Insecta; Hymenoptera; Formicidae. The record is from RefSeq and is a predicted model, not a curated record. Gene Ontology annotation, biological process: intraciliary transport.
CUGAAUGCAACCAGAUAUUAUCCUUGUUUAACAUUCGAUUAGCAAUAAAGAUGAAAUGAUACAUGUUCCUUUUUUUGUAUUAUUAAGUUUACAUUUCGUGCGCAUCUGACUGCACAGCAUGUGUAUGUGUGGUCACCAAAUAUUCAAACGUGACCACUGCGCAUACUCAGUUUGUUGCAUCACGUUGGUAUGACAGAUUUCUUAACCUCGAAAUUGACUAACGAUUAAUAUCUCGGUUCGCGGGGCAGAACGACACUUUUUUUCUGCCAGAUUCUUUCGUUUCAUGCAAAAACGCGUCGAAUGAGCUUAAUUUCAUCAAAAUCGGAGAUGGGAGAUUAAACUAAACAUUUACCUUAAUACAGCCAGUUUAGUCAAAAAGAACAGGUCUAUCAUCAUCACUGACAGCACAUUUUGACAGUCAGGUAUAGAUGGCAUGAUUAGUCUAUCAGCUGAUGUAUGUUGUAUACAUUUGUAGCGACAAUCAAAUAUUAGUUGCUGCGAAUAGUGUAAUUUGAAAGGUUACGAUUUAUACAUUUAAAAAAAUUGUAAGACAUAAUUAAAUCCUAGAAAAGAAAGAAAAUAACUAAGACUGAAAAAAUGUUUAGUACCAAGUCCUUUGACGUUGUGAGUUUCAAUUCGGAAUUGUCUACUGCAAGAUUAGAAACGUCUGCAAAUGUUCAAACAACGGAAAUAGUCUACACAAAUGACGAUACACAAACUACAGAAACACGGAGUAUCGGGAUCCAAACAGUGAACGGACAAAAAACAGAUGUACAAGUGGAUUAUGAUAAAUUGGCGGAGUUUUUAAAAAGAGUCACGCCAGGAAUUCUGGAAGCUCUCGAUGAAGCUUACGCUACUAAUGCCUUUGACGAGUAUGAUCCAAAUGUCACAGAGGUCUCGAUCGGCACCGUAGAAUUAUUGAAAAAAAUAAGCGUAUUGAGAGAGACAGAUACUCAGAUUAAAGUGAGUGAUUUAUCAUGGAGCACCGUCGGCGGAACAUUAGCGAUAGGCCUCGGUCAUACUUAUCACGAGACGUGGUGCGAUCAUCUUUCCACAAUUCAGUUGUACAAUAUUACUAUGGAAGAUAACGUCACGGAUAUGCCUACUAAAACAUUAGAAACGAAUGGAUGUGUCACAACGCUAUCUUAUCAUCCAACAGAACCAGCUAUCCUCGCGGCCGGAUUGUCCAAUUGGGAUGUGUUGGUCUGGAAUCUUAGGAACGAUGAUUCCGUCAUACCCAUGCACGUGUGCACGCACAGCGAUUGCGUGUCUCAAGUAUUUUGGAGACCGAGAUCUGUGAACGACGUAGCCCUGCUACUUAGCUCCAGCAGAGAUGGAUAUAUACUAAUUCACAAAUUGACGACAAAUUUUACGAGCGUUCAGCUGCACAAACGAUUCAAGAUAGUCAAGGAACGUAAUCCGGUGGAAAGUGCUAGACCACGAAGCGCCGGGGGUACGCGUGAGCGCGCUGCAGAGGCGGGAUUGUGUAUCACGAGUUUUGAUUUUUCACCAAGGCAUCCCAGUAUAUUUGUUGUUGGAACGUUAUGUGGUGGAAUCUAUAAAUGCAGCCUGGAUAGCGUAACUCCUAUUGAAGGAGACGCUACGCUUGUAGAUCCCGUAAUCGAUGAAUAUGAGAGGCACGGAGGUAGCAUUACCUGUAUCAAAUGUUCGCCGUUACGCAAUCUGUUUGUCAGCAGUGCCACGGAUAAGGAAAUCCGUAUAUACAACCUUGACGAGCAUGUCAGUCAGCAAAUUAUUUCCGUGGACAAUACAAUUGUGGGAUUAACGUGGAUGAUCGGCAAUCAAGACAUAUUCACAACUUAUGGAGCAGGCGCGUCUGUAAAGUUUUACAACGUUAAGGAUGGUAAACCUGUGACGUGUACAAAAUUCGAGGUGACUGGCAAAGAAAGUAUUAGCAGCUUACGCAUAAAUUCAAAAAGAGAUCUGCUGGCUGUUGGAGAUGUUCGUGCGAAUGUUGAAAUAUGGAAAUUUCCACGUCACUU